Glarea lozoyensis ATCC 20868 is the source of this 1926-nucleotide messenger RNA. RefSeq lists its product as uncharacterized. The record is from RefSeq and is a predicted model, not a curated record. NCBI's taxonomy places the organism in Eukaryota, Fungi, Ascomycota, Leotiomycetes, Helotiales, Helotiaceae. The transcript has a single exon. Bases 1 to 1926 code for a protein of 641 amino acids.
AUGCUUUCAACGUCGUCUCCAUUUAUUGAUUCUAGCUUUUCCGUCUAUCAUAAUGCUAUCAAAGCCCUUAUCUUUGGAGCGUCGCAAUUCUUGCUCGCACUUAGUGUUUUCAAAACGUUCAGCUUGUUCGCUUCAAGGGGGAAUCAUUUUGCCUCAUACCUGAUGUUCAUGGAAGAUCCUAUCCAAAAGCUGUAUUUCGUCAUCUCCAAAGGAUUUUCGAGGGGAACUCUCAUUGUGUUCUGCUUUACCUUGACCUAUGUUGCCGCCAGUUUGUACGGUACGUUGUUGUGGGGUCUGGAUGCGCCUGGAUAUGUUAUGCGAAGCCAGCGGAUACCUGCCUCGAACCGCAAUGGCUCGCUGCUCGAAUAUCCCGGAUAUAUAUCGUACUUAGAUAUUCGACCAAACAAGAUGUCGACACUCGAACAGGAGUUACCCACUGUCAUUGGCGCAAACCUCUAUAAGCCUGGGGUCAACUUCUCGCUGACUCCCGAUGUAAACCGAGGGCGGGCAGAAUAUAUACCUCCAGUCUUCGAUGGUAUCGGCGGACGAAUAUGGCUAGAUGAGGAUGGUCUGUCUGUGACAACGGAUCAAUAUGUCAUGUUAAUCCCCAGUACUGACAGUAACGGCAAUUCGACUGGUCCCGAUUGUUCGCCUUCCGUUAUCAACGCUACGGUGAGCUCUGCUCAGUAUUGGAAUUGUACAUUCAACAAUACCUAUGUGAACGAUCUUCUCACGGCGACCAUGGGACAACCAGAGGUCCACUGGGACACUGCGUCUGAUGAUAAACUAGACUCCAAAUACAUCAAACCAGACCGAAAGAGAAACAUUUGGGCAUCUUUUGGCCAAGGUGGUGGUACAGUUAUGAUGAAGCAGAUGUUCACCAUAACCAAAGGGACACGGAGGCACACUUUUAUUGAAACUUCGGCACGAUACACGCUCUUGACCAUACCUGGCGUCCCCUUUGCAGAAAAUGAGGUGGAAGACUUUCUAAUACGAACAUGGAGUAAUAAUGCGACAGAACGAGCCACUCCCCAGCCUUUGCUUACGCGACUUAAAAAGUCUCUCAUGAAGGUACAAGACCUGGGGAAAAGUCACCAAUUCGGUGUGAUUGACGGAUCAAAUACGACCACUACCCAAGUAAUGUGGCAGCUGCUGGUUCCUGAGGAUAACCUUGGUAAUCCGAUAUACUCAUUACUUCGAAUUGCAGUGACCAAUAUCACUUUGAUAAGAUCCGAGACCAUAGCCAAAGCUCCUACGGCCUUCGCACCUUGCGACACUACGUUCAUGAACCUCGCUUAUGGGGGUGUGAUAGAAAGUACGGAUUGCGCAGUUUCAACCAGGAACCAACCAAUGCGUCUCUUCGGCACAGUCGACACUUCUGCGGUUCUCGUCGUCUACGGCCUUGGUGACGGGCGCUCUAACCUCAGCUCUGUGGCCCUAGACGAAAAUGCAAUUCAAUGGUCAGCUAAUCACUCCGAUGCAAUGGACAACCUCCUCAUCGCUCGCGGAUUCAUCGCUAGUAUCGACCCCUCACUUGUCACCCUCAUAGUCAGCGUCCUCCGUCCGGCAAUGUCGUACCUUCAGAUGUUUCUCGUCCUCAUCUCGAUACUAUUUGCCAUAAUCAGUCAAAUUGCUUUACGAUCUCUCGCAACUUCGCAUUGGUCGAACUCGCUGCUUGCGAAUGUGCUUGGUCCGUUGGAGGGCGAGGAUAAGCGCGAUCCGGGGUAUAUCAAGAAGGUGCCGGACAUCAAAUUGCAAGAUACGAAUACUGGGCCGGUUAUCACGGUCCAUGGUGCUAGUUUCAGACUGGAUAAUGGGCUUGGGAGGACUUCGGGGAUGCAAAGCGAUAUGGAAAAGCAUGCUGUGAUGGUGCAGACUGAUCCUAUGAAUGCGGAGGCGCAGUCGUUUUUGAGAUAUGGGCCUUAG